GCUUUGUUGGAUAGUGGUAGUCAAAGUACCUUCAUUUCGGAAAAAUGUAUAUCCCGGUUGGGAUUGAAGGUUCAAAAGUCGGGUUCUGUGGAUGUACGGGGGGUAGGGGGAAACCUGUUAUCCGGGUAUAAAGGCUGUGUUAUAGUCAGGAUUACCCCACGUCACGUUGAUAACCCAGUGUUGGUGACAACCGCUUUGGUAUUGAAUAAGGUAGCGGAUGAUCUGCCUAGUUGGUCACUACCCAGUCAGUUGGUGGAUUGCUAUCCGGGGCUGCAGUUGGCUGAUGAUCAAUUUUAUAAAAGCGCCAAAAUUGACAUGCUCAUUGGGGCGGAUCUCCUGGGGGACAUUUUUCUGGGUGGAGAGAUUAUCCGACCUGAGGGGUUGCCAUGGGCCAUGAAUACCAUAUUUGGUUAUAUUUUACAGGGGGCAUGUCAAGUUACUAGGGAAUCUAAAUCCUCGGUACAAGUUUAUUUUGCUAACACGGAUGCUAUAUUGGAGAAAUUUUGGGAGGUGGAGGAGGUGCCUGUCAAGAUGAAGGAUCCAAAGGAAGAGCCAUGUGAAGUUCACUUUGAACAGACCCACCAGCGGGAUGCAACAGGACGAUACGCACUGCGGCUACCGUUUCUAGCGGAUCAUCCUGAGUUGGGGGACUCUCAAAACCAAGCACGUAGACGGUUUCACGCUUUGGAGAAGCGGCUCCAGGCGAAUCCGGGGUUAAGCAGCAAAUACGUGGACUUCAUGCGGGAGUACCAGCAGUUGGGGCACAUGGUUCCUUUCAGUGGAGAUCUUGAAGCAUCUCAUUAUGUAAUUCCUCAUCAUGGGAUAUUUAAAGCGGGAUCGGAGAAAAUUCGAGUGGUGUUUGACGCCAGCUGUCCUACAUCAACGGGGGUUUCUCUGAACGAUUGCCUUCAUGCUGGUCCUAAAUUACAGCAUGACGUUAUGCAGGUUAUCUGUCGGUUUCGGCUCCACAAAAUUGCGUUUUCUACGGACAUCCGGAUGAUGUACCGUAUGAUUGAGAUUCAACGGGAAGAUCAAAGGUAUCAGUUAAUAUUUUGGCGGGAAUCACCGAAGCUACCUUUGCAAUUGUUUGCCUUAACAACGGUUACUUAUGGUAUGAAAUGUAGUCCGUAUCUAGCUAUAAGGACUCUACGCCAGCUCGCGGAGGAUGAGUCACGUGCGCCUAAAGGCGAGUCUGACCAAGGCGAGAUGGAUGCUUCCGGAUUAGCAGAGGCAGCUCGGGUGCUUCAAACAUCCGUGUAUAUGGAUGAUAUUCUAAGUGGAGCUCCUACUUUAGCCGAAGCUCAACGGUUAAAGAAGGACAUAAUUCACCUGCUGUCCUUGGGCGGAUUUGAACUGCGCAAAUGGAUGUCAAACGACGAACACCUCUUGGAGGAUAUUCCCUCAGAUCAUCGAGAGAAGCCCCACUUAUUUGACACGGACGGUCCUGGUUAUGUGAAAAUCCUAGGAAUUCAAUGGAAUCCGGUUGCGGAUAUCUUUACUUACCACACGAAUCUGGAUCCAGACGCGGUUUGGACAAAAAGAGCCAUUUUGUCCGUCCUCGCUCGUAUGUUUGACCCCAUGGGUUGGAUAACCCCUGUGAUUUUACAAGGGAAACUGUUGUUACAGCAGAUUUGGCUGCUGAAGUUAACCUGGGAUGAAUGUCCACCGCCAGAAAUUAUCAAGGAAUGGACUCACAUAUUUAAUAACCUCCCCGCCAUAGAAAACCUUAGGAUAAAUCGGUUUGUAUUAGCUGACGAGGUCGUUCAUUGCUCGUUACAUGGAUUCUCGGACGCCUCGGAAAAGGCUUUUGGCGCCGCAGUUUAUAUUCGUACUGUGACUACGAGUGGUCAGGUUCGAAUCUUUUUAAUGAUGGCUAAAUCUAAGGUCGCUCCGAUAAAGAGUAAACUAACCAUACCUAAGUUGGAACUAUCGGCGGCAGGGUUAGCAGUCAAAUUGCUAACAUACGUCUUAGAUUCUAUUAACGAUAAAGUUGUCGUGCAUGACAUUUUUGGUUGGUCGGAUAGCACGAUAGCUCUUUCAUGGUUGAAAUAUCCACCUCAUCGGCUUCAAACGUUUGAAGGAAACCGAGUGACCCAAAUCAACAAUAGUGGUUUGGAUAUUAAAUGGAGAUACGUGCCCUCGGAGGGGAACCCGGCAGAUGUUGCCAGCCGAGGCUGUAAGGGGCACGAACUUCGGUCUCAUGACCUGUGGUGGGGUCCACCGUGGCUGUUGUCGGACGAAGGUGAUUGGCCGGUUAAUCUGGUGGAUCCGGUUGACACAUUGCCCGGUUUGCGGAGGGGCGGUAACGUCACUGUGUCGGCGGUUGCCGUAUCGGAUACAUCUCUCAUGGCCAAGUACAGCUCUUUGUCCACGUUAAUAGCGGUGACCGCGUAUUGCAUUCGGUUUGCGUCGAACUGUAAAAACCCGACUAGCCGAAUCACGGGUCCCUUAACAGUGAUAGAACGUAAACAAGCUUUAGAACGGCUUGUUCGGUUAGUCCAGGCAGACGCCUUUUCCAAGGAUAUUGAAGCAAUUUCUAACAAACGAAUGUGUUCCACGGGCUUAAGAAGAUUGAACCCUUUUAUUGAUGAGUCAGGACUACUUCGGGUGGGAGGUCGACUUGAACGAUCUAGUUUACCUUUCGAGGCUAAACAUCCGGUGAUUUUGCCCAAGUCUCAUGUCCUAACAUCCUUGAUAAUUGUGCAUCAUCAUGAGCGAUGUUGCCAUGUGGGAGCAACUGCCCUUCAGGCAAUCCUACAAAAACAAUUUUGGGUCAUUUCCGCUCGGCAGGCUAUUCGAAGCCAGUUGUUUAAGUGUGUAAAGUGUUUUAGGACUAAAGCCAAGCCAGACGAGCCUUUUAUGUCUGACUUACCAGCUGACCGGAUAAAUGCCACUGGAUUGUUUCAUACGGUGCAAACGGAUUUUGCGGGUCCGUUCGCAAUUAAAUCUUCUCGUUUACGAAAAGCCAAGGUCUUAAAAGAGUAUUUGUGCGUAUUUGUCUGCUCUGCUACAAAGGCCGUACAUUUGGAAGUGGUUGGAGAUUUAUCGACGGAAGGAUUUUUAGCGGCUUUCUCCCGGUUUUCGGCGAGGCGCGGUUUACCUUUUCGGAUAAGAUCAGACGGUGGGGGAAAUUACGUUGGAAGCAGCCGUCAUUUGGAUGAGGUACAGCGGUUCUUGCGGGCUCAGGAAGUGCAAGAUAAUUUGACCCAUCAAGCUGGCCAAUUGGGAGUCAUUUGGCAGUUCAAUCCUCCCGCGUCUUCGCAUUUUGGCGGGCUUUUCGAAAGCGCUGUUAAGUCGGCUAAGACCUUACUAAAAAGGGUUGUGGGAGAUCAAACCUUAACGCAUGAGGAAUUUGUAACUUUGGUGGUCAGAAUUGAGGCUGUGCUGAACUCCAGGCCUUUAUGCCCUUUAUCUCAAGAUCCGGAUCAGUUAGAAGCUUUGACUCCGGCUCAUUUUAUUAUCGGCAGGUCGCUUUUGGCAGUUCCCGAGUAUGAUUGGCAUCAUAUUCCGGACUCUCGGUUAAACCGCUAUCAGUUGGUUACGGCAAUGUCCCAGCGGUUUUGGCUUAAGUGGAGUGAGCAGUAUCUCCACACCCUUCAAAUGCGAAACAAGUGGACCGCCACUACUGACCCUCCUACCGUUGGAGAGUUAGUCUUAAUUAAGGAGGAGAAUUUGCCGCCACUUAAAUGGAGGCUUGCUAGAAUUAACGAGCUGCUACCUGGGAGAGAUGGGGUAGUUAGGGUGGUAAAAUUAUUAACGUCCACUGGUUCUUUGGUCCGACCUGUUGUCAAACUGUGUCGGCUUCCUUUAAAUUAGUUCAAUGUUUAAGGGAUAAAGGCUUUUAGCCUUUCUCGGGGGGAGAAUGUUUAGUUUUUGUUACCAAGUUAUCAGGUUCUUUUAUUUUUAUUGUUAAUAUAUCACUUAUCUUUUAUAUAUAAUCCAUUUCCUGCCCCCCAUUCAAACUUUCCCGUCAAAUAGACGCGCGUGAAAUGAAACGCAACAGGACGAUAGGCAAGAUGGCGAUUUCUGCUAGAACGCGUACGUGCGCUGCUCGAAAAAGUUAAAGUUUUGGACUAACAUGUGACCGAAAUACCCGAAUCAAACAAUCAAGCUGGCCAGCAUGUGUUUUGUGAGUGUAGUGAGUUGUGACUGCAAAUACAGAAGAAAAAGUCUGAACCCCUAGUGCAUCCAUGCAAGAUCAGCGCUGGAGAUCAAACGCGCGUGAAAUGAAACGCAACAGGACGAUAGGCAAGAUGGCGAUUUCUGCUAGAACGCGUACGUGCGCUGCUCGAAAAAGUUAAAGUUUUGGACUAACAUGUGACCGAAAUACCCGAAUCAAACAAUCAAGCUGGCCAGCAUGUGUUUUGUGAGUGUAGUGAGUUGUGACUGCAAAUACAGAAGAAAAAGUCUGAACCCCUAGUGCAUCCAUGCAAGAUCAGCGCUGGAGAUCAAGUAGGUGUUCCUUGUUUUAUCAUUUGAAUAUCCCUAGUGCC
Maniola jurtina (meadow brown) is the source of this 4493-nucleotide messenger RNA. RefSeq lists its product as uncharacterized. Gene Ontology annotation, biological process: DNA integration. The transcript has 3 exons. Bases 316 to 3816 code for a protein of 1166 amino acids. The record is from RefSeq and is a predicted model, not a curated record. Gene Ontology annotation, molecular function: nucleic acid binding. Lineage: Eukaryota; Metazoa; Arthropoda; Insecta; Lepidoptera; Nymphalidae.